Molecule: messenger RNA, 422 nt
Organism: Neoarthrinium moseri
Lineage: Eukaryota; Fungi; Ascomycota; Sordariomycetes; Amphisphaeriales; Apiosporaceae
Exons: 1
Biological process (GO): maturation of 5.8S rRNA from tricistronic rRNA transcript (SSU-rRNA, 5.8S rRNA, LSU-rRNA); nuclear-transcribed mRNA catabolic process, RNase MRP-dependent
Cellular component (GO): ribonuclease MRP complex
Molecular function (GO): rRNA primary transcript binding
Source: RefSeq, a predicted model, not a curated record
AUGGCCACCCUCUCACGCGCCGCUGCAGCUGCUGUGAAGGGCCCCGGCAGCGUCGUCCUCGCCCUGGACACCAACGCCAACACCAACACCAACCCUCACCAGCGCGCCCUGGCCCUGCUGCAGCCGCUGCAGCCCAUCCUCGCGGGGCUCAACCACCGCAACCACAACCAGUUCCGCGGCGCGCAAUGGUGGGGCAGCUUCGGCAUACUGCGGCGGCAGCUGGGCAAGCUGGUCGCCGAGCUGCAGGAGGCGGCGCGGACCUCGCGGUCGAGGUCAAAGUCAAAGCCCGCCUCGUCCAAGGCGAAGCGCAAGCGGUCCAACGGCCUUGAGGAGGACGAUGCCGCCGCAACCGCUGCCGACGACGGGCCGGCCGAGGUCCGCGCGCGGUGGACGAGGGAUCAGCUGGUCCCGGGAUGCUAUAU